CCCUCACCUUUCCAACCCACAUCACCCGGAUUAUAGGGUUCGCCAUAGUCUUCUGCGAAGAUUCCGAUCCUUUAAUAAGGAUCAUAUGGCUGCCUUUCAUGGACUCAAGGCCAUACCAAAUGGUCUCUACUUUGUUAAUGGAUGUCCCGGUGCGGGCAAGACAGAGUGGAACAUGGUCGUUUCUGCUCUGAUACAGUCAGUACGUCGCCCAGGUGCCAAAAAGCGUUAUAAUCCUAUCCUGUUUCUUGUUGACCUCAACAAAACCGUCGAUGAUGCUGCGGACCGCUACUGGAACUUGGCAAAGGAGUGUGGUCUUCAUCUUCGCAUCAUUCGAAUGCACGGUUGGCCUUACGAAAUGAAAAACAGCGAGAAACUGGGCAAAAACCAGGCGCAAGACUGUGAUCAACAAACAGACUUCACGAGAAAGUUUCUGACAACUGCCAACAUCGAAAAGACUUUGAACGUCGGAAGAAACGCCAACAAGGCCCCAACGCUGGAUGAAGCUGCUUGGGACUACUAUGAAAAGCACAAAGAUGGUGGGUUUGUGGCUCUCAAGAAAGUGCUCUCCAGAAUGGAGGCUAAGGAGGCCUUGGACCACGACGACUGGAAAUGUCUGAGAAAUGAAGUCACGAAACUGUACACCGCGGUUUUGAAGCAAGCGGACUUCAUAGCGACAACGCCUGUGGCCGCAUAUGGCGGCUUCUCGAAACUCUUUAAGCCGGAUAUUAUCUUUGUGGAUGAAGCACCACAUGCAAGAGAACUCACAACGCUGAUUCCAAUUGCAUUCUUCGAACCCUUUGCUUGGAUUUUUACGGGUGAUGUCAAUCAGACCCGCCCCUUUGUGAAGAGUGGUGAUGCACGGGAUGCCCUGAAGAAAGGCCUUGAGGUAAACCCGUAUUCUGAGCAGCUGCGUCUUAGCCUCAUGGCAAGGGCCAACGGACUGGGAGCGAUCAAUAGUUCAUUGUUGAUCAACAAGCGGGCGCAUGGCAACUUACACAAGCUGCCGUCGGAUCUCUUCUAUGGCGGAAAGAUGUCUUCUGAUUACCCAUUAUCGAGACAGUUCCCGGAAACGGUUAGCUACCUAAGACGGCACCUUGAGGCCUUCGGUUGUGGACGAAGACUGAACGCGAACCGGGCUAUUAUUGCCCUUUCAGCGAGCAAAGAGGAAAACCAUUGCCACAGUUUCUGGAAUCCUGUGAACCAUCGUUGGGUAUUGGCUGAAGUUAAAAAACUUUUGCAGGACCCGUCAUUUCGAACCAUUACGGACACUCAGCAGCCCGGACGUGUGAUGAUCGAGACAACAUACAGUGUCUCCAUGCGUCAGUAUGCACAUGUGGUCAAACAGUGGCCAAUUGAGUGGCAGGAGAGGACGGAAGUUUUGACGGUAGACAAAGCUCAAGGCAAUCAGGCGGAUGUGGUUUUCCUCGAUCUGGUGAGAACCACAAAGCCCGGCUUCAUGGAUGAGGCACAACGUCUCAACGUGGCAAUCACCAGAGCCAGACAAGCGGAAAUUGUCCUGAUGCACCCUGCAAUGACUUUUCGCCUACGCCAGGGCAAGCGCGUACCGACUGAUUACACUUCAAAGGUCUGGGAGGAUGCAGUUGCGAACGAUCGCUUAUUCGUGGUCUGACUGGGAAGUCUGCACGGGGAAUUUGGUGACGAUAAGGAGAAGCAUGUCUGAUGGUGUUAUUGUAGCUGUGUGAGCACUUGAGUUCAGUUGGUUGAUAUGUCAAUUUGGGUCUGUCUUCUUUUUUUAAGCAAAGGAAGCUUGAUUGCACCAAAACUGGAGUGGCCCCUGUAUUGAAGGUUCGGUACGGUAUUAUAUAGAAAAGCUGAAUGAAAGUGAAGUUGACAAUUAUUGCUAGUCAAG
Molecule: messenger RNA, 1870 nt
Organism: Fusarium redolens
Lineage: Eukaryota; Fungi; Ascomycota; Sordariomycetes; Hypocreales; Nectriaceae
Product: P-loop containing nucleoside triphosphate hydrolase protein
Exons: 1
Coding region: 86-1630 (514 amino acids)
Molecular function (GO): 5'-3' DNA helicase activity
Source: RefSeq, a predicted model, not a curated record